Messenger RNA from Passer domesticus (house sparrow), 4322 nucleotides. RefSeq lists its product as uncharacterized. NCBI's taxonomy places the organism in Eukaryota, Metazoa, Chordata, Aves, Passeriformes, Passeridae. The transcript is spliced from 4 exons. Bases 324 to 3140 code for a protein of 938 amino acids. The record is from RefSeq and is a predicted model, not a curated record.
GCCAGAGAGCCUUGUGACAUCAGGGAGCCCCAGCCUGGCUGAGGGUGUCUAAGGGGCGCAGAGCCCUGUUGUGCCCAGUGCCAGGAGAGCCGCUCUCUGUGCAGGAAGCAGCUCCCUGGCUCUGUCUGUGCUGGACGCCCACAGCUAUAGAGGCUGACAGCGACAGACAUUGAUAGCGACGAGCAAAAAGGCAACUCCAACUCCCGGUCCCCAGCCCCUUGCCCAGCUGGCUGGAGGCCCCCAGCGAGCAGUGGUCAGGGGCAGUGGUCAGGUCAGUCCUGCCACUGACAGAGACUGAGGAGGAGGAGAGGCUCUUUGCCGAAAUGGACCGCCAGCUUUCCCGGUGGGAAGGUGACAGUGACGAGGAGCUUUCCCACUGGGAAAAGGUGAUAGUAAGAGAGAGGUACGAACAGCAAGUGCUGAGAGUCCAAGAAAUUUUCCAUCGGGGAGCCAGGAGGAGCCAAAAGCUGUACCUAUGCCAGGAGGAGCGUGUGAGCAGUCAGGAGCUGUGCCAAUGGAGAAAGGACAUCCGCUCCAAGAUGUGGGACAGAGCCUUGCGACCCCUGAGUGAGGAGGAGCCCCAGCCCUGUCGCCAGAGUCCCACAGAGGCUGAGCCGACAGCUGCUGCCCCAGCCAGGGCUGCUGAGAAGGAAGAGCUGCCUGAGAUUCUCACACCUGAGGAGGAUGAGAACAUCAAUGAGGAGAUCCUGAUCCAGGGACUGACGGACAUCUACAAACUGUUGGAGAAGCUGGAGGAAGAGUAUGCCCUCCAACAACAGUUGAGUGUAGAAGAACAAACACAGCCCAGCUCUGCCAGCACCACAGGCAUGGAGGUGGCAGCAGAGGCAGCACCUGCCCUGCCCUGCACCUCCCCUGUCCCGGGCAGUCCUACAGAGGCCAAGCCAGCAGCUGCUGCCCCAGCUGCAGCUCAUGAGAAGGAAGAGCUGCCCAAGCCUCUCACUCCUGAGGAGGUAAAGACAGCAGCUUCUUCUGUCUUCAGUGAGGAACUGCCAUUGCCAGGGACACAGAGCUCAUCCAGUGUCCCCUCCGACACCCUGACCAAUAGCCAGACUUCACUAUGCCAGGAUCAGGACAACACCGAGGAGAUCCUGAUCCAGGGACUGACUGAAAUGUACCAGCUGAUGGAGAAGCUGGAGGAAGAGUAUGCCCUCCAACAACAGAUGGCUGUAGAAGAAUCACAGCCCAGCUCUCCCAGCCCUGUGGGUGCAGCAGUGCCAGCAGAGGCAGCGCCUGCCCUGCCCUGCCCCUCUCCUUCCCCAGCGAGUCCCACGGACCAGAUCAUCAACAGGGAGACCCUGAGCCAGGUGCUGCAGGAAAUGCAGGCACUGAAGCAGCAGGUGGCUGCCCUUCAACUGGGCUUGGCUGUAAGAGAGUCAGCAGUGGCAGCUAGAAGGGAAGAGAGAUCAGUGCCUGCCCCGCAGAGCAUCCCUCCUGCCCCAAAGAGGCCCAUGGAGCAGAACACCAACAGGGAGGUCCUGAGCCAGGUGCUGCACGAGCUCCAGGCACUGAAGCAGCAGCAGAAUGAAGUCCAUGCCCUUCAACAGCAGUUGGCAGACAAAAUGGAAUCACUCGAGACAGCCAAAAAGGAAGAGAGCUCAGUGCCUGCCCCGCACAGCCCCCCCAGCCCCUGGCCUGCCCAGCUGGGAGUCCACGCCCCCAGGGAGCAGCUGGAGGAGGCAGCAGUGGGGUCAGCAGCACAGGCAGAGGUGGAGAGGAUGGAUGACUCCGAUGAGGAAAUGAAAUGGUGGCAGUUCUUGGAUGAUCUGGAGCCUUUCCUGGUGAGAGAGCCAGAGCUGACCCGGGUGUCUGUCACAGGACACACUAUGAGAUUUUCUUUGGCGGAAGGGAUCCCAGAGCUUGUCCCUUGUGAGGCUCCUGUUGAGCACCCGGCACAGGAGCCGUGCAGCCAAGGGCCAGUGCCUGCCCCACAGAGCCCCCCCAGCCCCCGGCCUGCCCAGCUGAGAGCCCAGGCCCCCAGACAGCAGCAGCAGGAGGGGCCAGCAUCAGCAUCAGUGUGGGCAGUGCAAGAGAGCGAGGAGGGGAGCUUGGCUGGGGAGGACAAAGAGGGGGUAGAUGCCAUCGAGACAGAACUCUCCCAGUGGGAAAACAAGAAAGACCCUGAGCAGGAGGUGUCCGAGGAAGAGCUCUCUGACUGGGAAGAGAGCACAGACGAAGAUGUGUCCCAGGGGGAAGAGUGCCCUGAGCAGGAGGUGUCCGAGGAAGAGCUCUCUGACUGGGAAGAGCACACAGAGGAAGAUGUGUCCCAGGGGGAAGAGUGCCCUGAGCAGGAGGUGUCCCAGGAAGAGCUCUCUGACUGGGAAGAGCGCACAGAGGAAGAUGUGUCCCAGGGAGAAGUAGCAAGUCACCAUGAAGACUGUGCCUGGGAGGAGUACUUCCCUGAGCAAGGACUGUCCCAGGGGGAAGUCAGCAGCUCCCGAGACCUCUCCGACUGGGAAGAAAACACUGGGCAAGGGCUGAUUGGAGGAGAGAUCAUCAGCUGUGCCGAACAUUCUUCCAGGGAACAAUACAUUGGGCAAGAGCUUUCCCAAAGGGAAGCCUGCGUUGCCCAAGACAUAACGAGAGGGAAUGGCAGCAGACUCUCAGGACGCUCCAGUGCAGAAGAUAAUAGCUGUGAGGAGCUUGUGCAGGAGAACUGUGAAGAUGAGAGUGACCAUGGCAUCGGGACUAAGGCUUCCUUCUUCUCAGAGGAGGAAGAGAGGGAUGACAUGAGCAUCCUAGAGCUGCAUCCAGAAGACCAAGAACUAAAAUGGAGAGUUUUUGCGGCAGACGGGCUCCCAGUACCCAUCCCUCAUGAGGCCUGGGUUGAGGAGCAGGAACCACAGCUGCACAGCCCAGGGCCCCUCCGUGCCUCACUCAUGCCCGUGAAAGGCCAACUCCCUGUGGGACAUGGGGCUUCUCUUCCCUUCACGAAGCCAGAGGCAGGGAGAGAGAGCCGGGUGCCUGCCCCACACAGCCCCUGGCCUGGCCAGCUGGGAGCCCAGUCCUGCCACGGGCAGCUGGCUCCCUUUAGGAAACGUCCGUCCCGCUUCAGGCGGGCGCUGCGGGCGCUGCAGGGGCUGUUCCUCUGUCCCUGCCUGAGGCCACGGCCGGAGGAAUGAAACAGGUGAGAAAAGGAUGAAGAAGAUGUAGAAGACAAAAGAGAUGGAGAUGAAGAAGCAGAUGAAAAAGAAGAGGACAAAGAAGAUGAAGAAGACAAUGAAGUGAAAAUGAAGAUGAAUAUGGAGUCAAACAAGACCAUGAAGACAAGGUUGAGAAAGAUAACAAAGAAGAAGACGGCUGUCUCAAUUUUUGAGACAAAUUUAACAGAGGACGCUCUAAAAUGAGCCAAAAUUCCUGGAGACUGGGGAAACAUUGAAGAAAUGUUCCCCUUCCUGACUUGGGCUGCGAGAUGGCACCGGCUUUCACGCUGAGGGAAGUGGAGCUGGCACGGAGGAGUUGCAUGCAGCAGGAGGCACAGCCCUGGCGGCUCUCUGGGCUCCACCUCCUGCCCAGGUCAGACACAGCAGCCGGGCUGGAGUCUCUGGUUGUGCUUCCUCUGCCCGCCUCAGCUCCCCAAGGCUUGGGGCUGGAACGGGACGGCCCCACUGCCGCCGGUGCCGCUGCUCUGGUGUGGGAGCAGCAGCUCUUGGCUUCAGCUGGAGGGGCUGAGAGAUUGCUGCUGCAGCUCCUGCAAGCCAGGGAAGGGAACAGCUUUGGGAUGGGCCAACCAAGCCAAGCAAGACAAGCAAAAGCGAAGCAGGCAGAGCCACGAAGGCCAGGGCAGUGAGGCUUGGAAAAUGCCCAGCCAAGGAGCCCAAAGCUUCCCCUUACCCGCCCCACACACUGCCGGGCCUGGAAGGUACAGCAGCCAUGUGUUGGCACACAGCAGAGGCUCCUGGAAAAGACUCUCAGCAUCAACCUCUCCAAGACAAAGAAGAUCAAGACGAUGAAGACAGAGACAAUGAUGACAAAGCAUCAUGAUGCUUUACUGAAGAUGAGACCACAGAGAGGAAGACUAAGAAGACAUAGAAGACAAGAAUAAUUUUAAAAAUACAUAUAAGAAGAAUUGUCGUAAGAAUUUAAAAAUAGAAGAAGGGUAUUUAAGAUUUAGAAUUUUAAAAUACAUUGAAGAAUAGUAAUAGGAGUAAGAAUAGAAUUUAGAAACACAUAGAAGAAGCAGAGAAGAGUAGUUAGAAUUUAAAGAAGAGGAGUAGCUAGAAUAAGGAGAAGAAGAAAAAGAAGAAUUCAAGAAUACUAAAAUGAAAAUAAAAGUUAAUAAAUAAAUAAAACCUGGGAACUUA